AUGGCUGCUAAGGUAUCUUACGAGAACAAGGCUUACAUUGAAUCUACGGUCACGGAAUACCGGAAGAUGGAUUUUUUGGGUUCCUACGAUUUUUGCAACGAUUAUCAAGAGAAAGCUACAACACAAGCUAUUAUGUUCAAUGACCAAAAUGAUAAAAUCGUAGUGGCUUUCAGAGGCACCGAACCCUUUGAUGCCAAUGCUUGGUCGACCGACUUCGACAUAUCUUGGUAUGGGAUUCCAGGCCUUGGAAAGGCUCACGGCGGAUUUAUGAAAGCUCUGGGGCUGCAGAAGAACCAGGGCUGGCCCCGAGAACAGGCGGCAGAUAAGAAACAAGAAGUAGCCUACUAUGUCAUUAGGAAGAUACUGAAACAACUUCUUCAGAAAAAUGAAAAGGCAAAGUUUAUAAUUACUGGCCACAGUUUGGGUGGUGCAUUGGCAAUUUUAUUUCUAGCAAUUAUGGCGUUCCAUCAGGAGACAUGGUUGCAAGAAAGAUUAGAGGGGAUUUACACAUUUGGUCAGCCAAGAGUAGGAGAUGAAAAUUUUGGAGAAUUCUUGAAAGAAGAAUUAAGAAAAUACAACAUUGAUUAUUACAGACUUGUUUACUGUUUUGACAUGGUUCCUAGAUUGCCUUUAGAUGAUUCCACCUUCUUGUUCAAGCAUUUCGGGACUUGCGUUUACUAUAAUAGCUUCUACCAAGGAAAAAUUUUGGCUGAAGAGCCAGACAAGAAUUAUUUCUCUCUUAGAUGGCUUAUACCGAAGAUCAUAAAUGCCAUCUGGGAGCUAAUAAGAAGCUUUAUUAUUUCAUAUACAAGAGGAGCGGACUACGAAGAAGGAGGUCUUCUUCGAUUACUUAGGGUGAUCGGCUUGUUAACUGCAGCAUUACCGGCUCAUUGUCCCCAAGAUUAUGUUAAUGCUACAAGAUUGGGACCAUCGGAAGUUUAUCUCAGUGAACUUUCCUAG
Olea europaea var. sylvestris is the source of this 960-nucleotide messenger RNA. RefSeq names its product probable feruloyl esterase A. NCBI's taxonomy places the organism in Eukaryota, Viridiplantae, Streptophyta, Magnoliopsida, Lamiales, Oleaceae. Gene Ontology annotation, molecular function: triacylglycerol lipase activity. The record is from RefSeq and is a predicted model, not a curated record. The coding region runs from base 1 to 960 and encodes 319 amino acids. The transcript has 5 exons. Gene Ontology annotation, biological process: lipid metabolic process.